Molecule: messenger RNA, 2450 nt
Organism: Lontra canadensis (Northern American river otter)
Lineage: Eukaryota; Metazoa; Chordata; Mammalia; Carnivora; Mustelidae
Gene: NDOR1
Product: NADPH dependent diflavin oxidoreductase 1
Exons: 14
Coding region: 49-1842 (597 amino acids)
Cellular component (GO): cytosol
Molecular function (GO): NADPH-hemoprotein reductase activity; FMN binding; flavin adenine dinucleotide binding
Source: RefSeq, a predicted model, not a curated record
GUGUUAGGAGGCGCGGUACCCGGGUGCGGGCGUCCCUCGGCCGCCCGGAUGCCGAGCCCGGGGCUUCUGGUGCUCUUCGGCAGCCAGACAGGCACGGCUCAGGAUGUGUCAGAGAGGCUGGGCCGCGAGGCUCGGCGCCGGCGGCUCGAGUGCCGGGUGCAGGCCCUGGACUCCUACUCAGUGGUGAAUCUGAUUAGGGAGCCCCUGGUGAUAUUUGUUUGUGCGACUGCAGGCCAAGGGGACCCUCCCGACAACAUGAAGAAUUUCUGGAGGUUCAUAUUCCGGAAGAAUCUGCCACCGACCGCCCUCUGUCAGACAGACUUUGCUGUCCUGGGCCUCGGGGACUCCUCGUACGCCAAGUUCAAUUUUGUGGCCAAGAAGUUACACCGUCGGCUGCUGCAGCUCGGGGGCCGUGCCCUCCUGCCCGUGUGCCUGGGCAAUGACCAGCACGAGCUGGGGCCUGAUGCUGCCAUCGACCCCUGGCUGCACGAUCUGUGGGAGAAGGUGCUGGCACUGUACCCCGUGCCCCUUGACCUUGGUGUGAUCCCCGCCGGAGUCCCUUUGCCCCCCAAGUUCACCCUGCACUUCCUCCCGGAGGCCCCCAGGAUAUGCUCUGAGGAGCAGCAUGGGGCCGGCACAGACCCUCCAGGUCCACCUUCAGAGCAGCAGCCCUUCCUGGCACCCAUGGUCACCAACCAGAGAGUAACCGGCCCCUCGCACUUCCAGGAUGUUCGGCUGAUCGAGUUUGACAUUACAGGCUCCGGGCUCAGCUUUGCAGCCGGCGACGUGGUACUAAUCCUGCCCGAGAACCUGGCCAGCGACACCCAGCAGUUCUGCCGGGUGCUGGGCCUGGACCCAGACCAGACCUUCACCCUGCUGCCUCAGGAGCCAGGUGUGCCCUGCCCCGCACAGCUGCCCCAGCCCUGCUCCGUGAGGCACCUUGUGUCACACUACCUGGACAUUGCCAGCGUGCCCCGCCGUUCCUUCUUCGAGCUCCUGGCUUGUCUCUCUCCCCACGAGCUGGAGCGGGAGAAGCUGCUGUACUUCAGCUCCCCUCAGGGUCAGGAGGAGCUGUACGCCUACUGCAACCGGCCUCGCAGGACCAUCCUGGAGGUGCUGUGCGACUUCCCGCACACGGCGGGAGCCAUCCCUGCAGACUACCUGCUGGACCUCAUCCCCCCGAUCCGCCCGCGGGCCUUCUCUAUCGCCUCCUCUCUGCUGGCUCACCCGUCCAGGCUGCAGAUCCUCGUGGCUGUGGUGCAGUACCAGACACGCCUCAAGGAGCGCCGCCGGGGCCUCUGCUCCUCCUGGCUGGCCUCGCUGGAUCCUGGGCAAGGACCUGUCCAGGUGCCGCUGUGGGUGCGGCCCGGGGGCCUGACCUUCCCAGAGACACCAGAUACACCCGUAAUCAUGGUGGGCCCUGGCACUGGCGUGGCCCCUUUCCGAGCAGCUGUCCAGGAGCGCGUGGCCCAGGGCCGGAAUGGAAACUUUCUGUUCUUCGGCUGCCGCUCGCGCCACCAGGACUUCUACUGGGGGGCUGAGUGGCUGGACCUAGAGAAGAGGGGCUCCCUGACACUCUUCACAGCCUUCUCCCGGGAGCAGGAGCAGAAGGUGUAUGUGCAACAUCGGCUCCGGGAGCUCGGGCCGCUGGUGUGGGACCUGCUGGACCGCCGGGGCGCCUACUUCUACCUGGCAGGCAAUGCCAAGUGCAUGCCCGCAGACGUGUCGGAAGCCCUGAUGUCUGUCUUCCGGGAGGAGGGCGGGCUCUCCAGCCCUGAUGCAGCCGCCUACCUGGCCAGGCUCCAGCGGACACUGCGUUUCCAGAGUGAGACUUGGGCCUGAGGAGCCAUCUUGCCGGCCUGGGCUCCUCUAGCCACCGCCCUCUGGGAGGCCGCCAUCCUCUCCGCCUCCCUCUCCCCCAAGCCCCGUCCCCUGCACAGCCUCGCUCUGGUCCACCUGGGGCUCUGUCCUCAGCCCCGACGCCACUGCCCAUGCGGCACCCCACCAUGUCCCCAUCCAGGGUUCCGGGCUCCUGCUGGCCUUUUCCCACUGGCCCCAACAUGGGUCCUGGUCAGGGUGGUCUGUGGACUGCGCCACCCUGCAUGGGGACGGUGCCUCAGGAAGGAGCGGGCAGCCUGACAGGCAUCGGGGCUCCCCAGACGACACAGGAACCUGGGGGCUGGGGAACCCCAGGGAGCCUUCUGAGGUGGUGCAGGGUCUCUGGGAGUGCCACAUGCCACCCCCCUUUGCCCUAGGGGACAAUGGGCUCCCAGCCACCCUCUGCCACCAAGCACCUGGUGCCACCUCAGGGCCUCACGGGGCUCUGGCCAGGCUGGAAGUCAGUGAGGGUCAGAGCAGAGGGAGGAGGCCCCCAGCCAGUCAGACUUUCCCCGCCCUAGUCCUGGAAAGGCUCAGUAAAAAUAUUGUGGGCUCUGGUGGGCUGUUUCUGA